This is a messenger RNA of Doryrhamphus excisus (bluestripe pipefish), 5610 nucleotides long. It is a transcript of the gene pnpla7b, whose product is annotated as patatin-like phospholipase domain containing 7b. Gene Ontology annotation, biological process: lipid metabolic process. Gene Ontology annotation, molecular function: phosphatidylcholine lysophospholipase A1 activity. Gene Ontology annotation, cellular component: endoplasmic reticulum. Lineage: Eukaryota; Metazoa; Chordata; Actinopteri; Syngnathiformes; Syngnathidae. The record is from RefSeq and is a predicted model, not a curated record.
GGACAUUACAGCAUCAUCUACAACAGGAGACGGCCUCCACCCUGAACGGGAUGUGACUUUUCUCGUAGCCAGCUGCUCUUUCUACGAUCACGUGCUUCACCUGUGGAGGUGGGACUGGACUGCACCGGAUGCUUGCUCCUGAUGACGGUUUCAUCCUAUCCACCCCGUCUAAUAAACCACCAGACAUGGAGGAUGACAAGGAAGAGGAAAGCUGCAUUUUAUAUCCGGCUCCUUUUGGAAGCGAGAUGAAGACCAGGAUGCAGCAGAUGAUAGAAGAACAAACACAAGCCAAUAUGUGGACGCUUGUCGUGAUUGGAGCAGCGAUGCUGGUUUCUCUGAUCGGAGGUGUGCUGUUCCUUCUGUACAGAAGAUACAAACCGUCAAAGGAGCAGGAUGGAAUUCCACAUUAUCGUUUUCGGAAAAGAGACAAGGUCAUGUUUUACGGACGGAAGAUAAUGAGACAGGUUCAGACAUUGUCUUCCCCGCCGUCUACCAACUCCACUUCCCGGCAGAGAGUACGGAAAAGGACCAAAGUCUUGUCCAUAGCUCGCAAGAUCCUACGUAUCCGCAGGGAGCCUCCCUCUUUGCAGCCCAAGGAGCCUCCUCCCUGUCUUCUGGAAGCUGACUUGACAGAGUUUGAUGUGCAAAGCUCACACCUCCCGUCGGAAGUGCUGUACAUGCUGAAAAAUGUCAGGGUACUGGGACACUUUGAGAAGCCUCUCUUCCUGGAGUUGUGCCGUCACAUGGUACUGAUCCAGUUGCAUGAGGGAGAGGCACUGUUCCGCCCAGGAGAAACCGAUGACAGUAUUUAUGUGGUUCAAGAUGGCCGCCUGGAGCUGUGCAUCCGUGAGAGUGAUGGCACGGAUGCUGUGGUGAAAGAAGUCUUACAAGGAGACAGUGUCCACAGUUUGCUGAGUAUCUUGGACAUAAUCACCGGCUACCCAGCUCCGUACAAGACGGUGUCCGCCAGGGCUGCUGUCCCGUCCACCGUCCUGCGUCUUCCAGCGGCGGCAUUUCAGUCUGUCUUUGACAAAUAUCCUGAAACGCUGGUCCGUGUUGUCCAGAUCAUCAUGGUGCGCCUCCAGAGAGUCACCUUCCUCGCUUUGCACAACUACCUUGGCCUCACCACGGAACUCUUCAACACGGACAGUCAAGCCAUCUCUCUGGUGUCAGUAGCUAAUGUGUUGGGAGAGGUUCAUCCCCACAGAGGCUUCCGCAGGCAGCCCUCCCACUCUGAUGAGUUGGCUUGUGAUAAAACCGAUCCAGAAAAGAGCAUCCUCUCUGACACGCCAAGUUCAAAAUACAAGAAGUCUCGCUCUCUCUCUACACCAACGGCUCUUUCAGGUGAAAUGUGGCUGGAUUUGAACAGAGUUUACGAACGUGCUAGAAUUGCUACGGAUGAAGUCGGUGGUCCUGUGAAGUCAAUUCUGAAGAAGAGCGUAACAAUGCAGCAGACUCCUUCUGCAGUCCAUCACUAUGGUGACGCCGGAGGCGGGAAAGACCACCAUAAUAAAGUCAACGCCAUUUUCCAAGCCGCCAAAAAGGACCUGCUACAAGUCAUUCAGCUGCAGGAUCCCAGUCUCCUGGAGGGCCGGGUGACUCUUCGCCAAGUGAAAGCCAAUUCUGUUGUGGCCCACCAAGGAGACCAGGACGUGAGCGUGGCAUUUGUCAUUUCAGGUUUGCUCCACGUUUACCAGCGCGUCAUCGACCGAGAGGAGGAGACACUGCUUUUUGUCACCCACCCGGGUGAGAUGGUUGGUCACCUUGCUGUGCUCACAGGGGAACCUCUUAUCUUCAGCGUUCACGCUCACAGAGACUGCACCUUCUUGUCCAUAUCGAAGGCUCACUUUUACGAGAUCAUGCGUGAGGAGCCGAGGGUGGUGUUGAACGUCGCUCACACUGUGGUGAGGAGAGUGUCGCCUUUUGUCAGGCAGAUUGACUUUGCUUUGGACUGGAUGGCUGUGGAGGCUGGCCGUGCUGUGUACAGGCAGGGAGACAAGUCUGAUAGCACCUUCAUCGUCCUCAGUGGCCGACUGCGCUCUGUCAUCGCAAAGGAUGAUGGGAAGAAGGAACUUGCAGGAGAGUACGGUCGGGGGGAUUUCAUUGGUGUGGUCGAGGCUCUGACCCGCAUGAACCGAGCCACGACGGUCCACGCCGUCAGGGACUCCGAGCUGGCCAAGCUGCCUGAAGGAGCUCUCAAGUCCAUUAAAAGGAGGUACCCUCAGGUCGUCACCAGGCUCAUUCAUCUGCUGGGGCAGAAGAUCUUGGGCAACAUGCAGCAGGUCAAUGGACCCCUGGCUGCUCAAAGUUUGGCCCUCCACACCACCAACAGUAAAUGGGAUGCCGGGAAUCCUGCGGCCAACCUUUCCACUGUGACCAUCCUUCCCGUGUCUGACGACGUUCCUCUCACCGCCUUCACUUUGGAGCUGCAACAUGCGCUCAGUGGCAUCGGGCCAACUCUCCUGCUGACAAGUGACAUCAUUAAACAGCGCCUGGGCUCAGCUGCUUUGGACAGUGUCCACGAGUACCGGUUGUCCAGUUGGCUCGGCCAGCAGGAAGACAUCCACCGCAUCGUCCUCUACCAGUCGGAUUGUGGUCUCACGCCGUGGACACAGCGCUGCAUCCGACAGGCUGAUUGCAUCAUCAUCGUGGGGCUGGGAGAAAACGAGCCCACCGUGGGAGAGUUGGAGCGAAUGUUGGAGAGCAGUGCUGUUCGAGCCCAGAAGCAGCUGGUUCUGCUGCACAAGGAGGACGGUCCUCCACCCAAAGGGACGACUGAGUGGCUGAACAUGCGGAGCUGGAUCUCCCGACACCAUCACCUCUCCUGCCCUCGCAGAGUGUUCUCAAAGAGGAGCUUACCUAAGCUGAGAGAGCUGUAUCAACGUUUGUUCCAAAAGUGUCCAGAUCGUCACUCAGACUUCUCACGCUUGGCCAGAAUUCUAACUGGAAACUGCAUUGCUCUCGUGCUGGGUGGAGGGGGGGCCAGGGGUUGCUCCCAGGUUGGCAUUAUUCGUGCACUGAACGAGGCAGGGAUCCCUGUGGACAUUGUGGGCGGCACCUCCAUCGGUUCCUUCAUGGGAGCGUUGUACGCUGAGGAGAAGAACAACAGUCGAAUGAGAGUUCGGGCCCGCCAAUGGGCCAUGGAUAUGACAUCUGUCUUUAAGAAGAUUGUGGACCUGACCUACCCUGUCACUUCCAUGUUUUCUGGGGCUUCCUUCAACUCUGGCAUUAGAUCUGUUUUCAAAGGCAAGCAGAUCGAGGACUUGUGGCUACCGUACUUCAACAUUACGACAGAUAUCACAGCUUCCUCCAUGAGAGUUCACACCGAUGGGUCACUGUGGCGGUACAUCCGAGCCAGUAUGUCACUGUCUGGUUACUUGCCCCCUCUCUGCGACCCCAAAGACGGACACCUCCUGAUGGAUGGGGGUUACAUCAACAAUCUGCCCGCUGAUGUGGCUCGCUCCAUGGGGGCCAAAGUUGUGAUCGCUAUCGAUGUUGGGAGUCGGGAUGAAACCAACCUGACCAACUAUGGUGACUCCCUGAAUGGCUGGUGGCUUCUUUGGAAGCGAUUUAACCCUCUAGCUGAGAAAGUCAAGGUACUGAAUAUGGCCGACAUCCAAACACGCCUGGCUUACGUCUGCUGUGUCCGACAACUGCAACUGGUCAAAGACAGCGAGUACUGCGAGUACAUCCGCCCCCCCAUUGACCAUUAUGGAACGCUGGAGUUUGGAAAGUUUGAUGAAAUCGCUGAGGUGGGCUACCAGCACGGCAAGACGCUGUUUGAUGUUUGGCAGCGCAGUGGAGUAGUGGGGAGCAUGUUGAAAGACACACAUCAGGACCACUUCCACAAGACCAAAAGUAGUCAUGUGGUCACCUGUCCAAACGCUUCCUUCACUGACCUGGCAGAGAUCGUAUCAAGGAUCGAACCCGUCCAGACUGCCCCAAAUGAAGAGGACCUCUCAGAAGAAUGCCAGACAGACUAUGAUGACGACGCUGUAGAAAAGGUUCUGUCUGACUUGGAGACGUUCAUGGCUGGCAGUGAACACACGGAUGGAGAAGAAACGGAUGAGGAAAUUCAAACCAGAAUGCGAAACCGGACAAGGUUUUCCCCAGAAAGUUGAUAGGAUUAAAAUCCAUCCAAAAGCACUAACCGGUCCUGCCAUCUUGGGUGAUACAUUUAUAGCAAAGAAGAAGAGUACAUUUCAUAAAUCUGGCAAAUAUUUACUGAAACAACAAUUUAGAAAACAAUUUGUUUUGUAUGAUGGGAGAGAAAUAGAAUGAUAUUUUUGAAUAGUUUCAUGCAUUUACUAUUUAUUUCUUUUCUGUAAACACUCUCUGCCUUCGUGUCACACAAUUCUACCACAAGUAAGAUUCCUUUUAAUAAGGGCAUAGACUAUUUAUUAUAUCGUAUGCGUAUUAUAUAUAAUACGUAUUAUCGUAUUAUAUCGUAUGCGUCUCAUAUCUUGCACAUCGAAUCAGCAUCUGUUUUAUACAUUUCAAACAUCUUUUCGUGCAAAAGAUGUGUUUGCAACACUUGAAUAUUAUGGGUAUGAAGUAGGGGUGUAGAAGAUGUGAUUUAUCAUUCAGAAAAUAAUUUCUCCUGGGAUAUAAUAAUUAAUCACACAAUAAGUGAAAAUGAACUGAAUAAUUUUGCCAACCUUAAUAUAUUGCCAUGUGUGUGUUGUCCUUGCCCCCCCCUUCAAACAGGCAGCGUAUUGGUUAUAGCACCUUGGCAAAUUUGAUCCAUAGAUCCAUAAUCAAUAGGCAUGAACAGUCUAUUUGUCUCGGUGGGUGGAGGCAAGGUCGGUGCAAUAUAUUGCCAUACAGUAUAUAUAUAUAUUUUUUUAAUUUUUCACUUUCGCCUCUUGUGAACUGAGUGACACCCUUAGUAUUAAGUGAGGAUUAUUGAGUAUCUAUCUAGUGUAUUUCUACAGCUGCAUUACAAUGCUAUGUGUUAUGUUCAUAUAAAUUUUAUGUGUGCAGUUCUAAAAUAUACGUUGACUACAUAUUAUUUUGCCAAUGACUUCAUUUCAGGAAGUGACUCAUAUAUGGUCCCAGCAUGUGUUUGAUGUGUUAUUGGCAUGUAGUUUUUUUUCAUAAUAUAUGACAGAUGAUGCUGUAUGUACAAAUCAUGAUAAAUAUUUGUGUCGAAAUUAGAUGUUUUUAUCUGGGAAAGCUCUCAAUUGACUGUUCGAUCUACAUUCCUACCCUCGCCUAUGAUGAUUAGAUGUAGGUCGCGACUCUUAGGGCUUAGGGAUGAGAAGCACUAUCACCUGGGAGAACUUCAAAUAGUAUUGUUUUGGAUUACUGUGUGGUGCAGUUACAUUGCGUGUUUAGGUUGAAUGCAUGCAGUCAGCCUAUUUACAUUAAAGCCCUAUGCCAUACCUGGUAAAUGUAUUCUCUGUGAAUACAUCCUUAUAAAAAGCUGAAAAAAUGCAUCUCAUAGUCGCUUUGGUAGGACGAAAGUUCUCAUCAAGCACCCAUGAGUCAAUAAAACUCAUGUUUAGCGGGUGAAUCACUCCUUGUUCAUUGUUUACUAUUUAUUUUGUUAAUUAUGUGUAAUUAAUUCCUUAUUUGAAGUUUCUGUUAUUUUUUUUUUUUUUAUAAAAU